AUGGCUGAUACCUCUGCUGCCUGGCCCUUGGCCGACGAGAGCCUGACUCAGAGCCUUCUGGACCUUGUCCAGCAGGCCUCCCACUACCGCCAGCUCAAGAAGGGAGCUAACGAGGCCACCAAGACCCUCAACCGCGGUACCGCCGAACUGGUCAUCCUCGCCGCCGACACCUCCCCGCUCGCCAUCGUCAUGCACAUCCCCCUUCUGGCCGAGGACAAGAACUGCGUCUACGUCUUCGUCCCCAGCAAGCUCGCUCUCGGCCGUGCCUGCGGUGUCUCCCGCCCCGUCAUCGCCGCCAGCAUCACCACCAACGAGGCCAGUGACCUGAUGGGCCAGAUCCGCACCCUCAAGGACAAGGUCGAGAGACUCAUGCUGUAA
Molecule: messenger RNA, 378 nt
Organism: Aspergillus aculeatinus CBS 121060
Lineage: Eukaryota; Fungi; Ascomycota; Eurotiomycetes; Eurotiales; Aspergillaceae
Product: ribonucleoprotein-associated protein
Exons: 3
Coding region: 1-378 (125 amino acids)
Biological process (GO): maturation of SSU-rRNA; mRNA splicing, via spliceosome
Cellular component (GO): nucleolus; precatalytic spliceosome; box C/D methylation guide snoRNP complex
Molecular function (GO): RNA binding
Source: RefSeq, a predicted model, not a curated record